CCACCACGAACUGCGGUCUAUUUCGUUAGUCAAGCCUUUUCUAUCACUUCUCUGUUCCUCGAGAAGUCUUUCUGAUCAUGCCUAUCCUUAACGGCGACGCUAUGACCAAUGGAUCCGCGGACGGCCUAGACUUUUCCAAAGCCCUCGAGGUACUCAAGAACGAGUACCCCGAGCGCGAUGGGAUAGAUGUGAAGACGCUCAUUGACUCUAAGGUUAACGGUGGUCUGACAUACAAUGACUUCCUGAUGCUUCCUGGCUACAUUGGCUUCCCCGCUUCAGAAGUCACACUCGAUACACCCGUCACAAAGAGAAUUACCCUCAAGACUCCUUUCGUCUCGUCGCCCAUGGACACAGUGACGGAACAUAGCAUGGCCAUCCACAUUGCGCUUCUGGGUGGCUUGGGUAUCAUCCACCACAACUGCUCUAUGGAGGAGCAGGCGGAGAUGGUGCGCAAGGUCAAGCGAUUUGAGAACGGCUUCAUUCUCGACCCGGUCGUCAUCUCGCCGACGACCACGGUCGCAGAGGCAAAGGCGCUGAAGGAGAAGUGGGGCUUUGGAGGGUUCCCAGUCACAGAGGACGGCACCCUGCGCUCUAAGCUCGUCGGUAUCAUUACCCCGCGCGAUGUCCAGUUUCAUGCCAACUUGAACGACCCGGUGACCGCCGUUAUGUCUACCGACCUGGUCACUGCCCGUCAGGGCAUUGACUUGAGGGAGGCUAACGACAUCCUCAGCAAGUCCAAGAAGGGCAAGCUUCCGAUUGUGGACGAGAACUUUAACCUCAUUGCGCUGCUCUCGCGUUCCGAUUUGAUGAAGAACCUCCACUACCCGCUCGCUUCCAAGCUUCCACACUCAAAGCAGCUCAUCUCCGCUGCAGCUAUUGGCACUCGUCCGGAGGAUAAGAUUCGACUCCAGAAGCUUGUUGAGGCAGGCCUUGACAUUGUGGUGCUCGACAGCAGCCAGGGUAACAGCUUGUAUCAGAUCGACAUGAUCAAGUAUGUCAAGGAGAAGUACCCCGGUCUCGACGUAAUUGGCGGAAACGUCGUCACCCGAGAGCAGGCUGCUGCUCUGAUCGCCGCGGGCGUUGAUGGCUUGCGUAUUGGUAUGGGAAGCGGAAGUGCUUGCAUUACCCAGGAGGUCAUGGCUGUUGGCCGACCGCAGGCCACCUCAGUCUUCAACAUCGCUCAGUUUGCCAGGCGAUUCGGCGUACCUUGCAUUGCCGAUGGUGGCAUCCAGAACGUUGGCCAUAUCGUAAAGGGUCUCGCUCUCGGCGCUUCUACUGUCAUGAUGGGUGGUCUGCUCGCUGGUACGACCGAAUCCCCAGGCGAGUACUUUGUCAGUCAUGAUGGUCAGCUUGUCAAGGCUUAUCGUGGCAUGGGCUCUAUUGAUGCCAUGGAAGACAAGAAGGCCGGAGUUGGGAGCAAGAACGCAAAAGCGAGCAAUGCCGGUACUGCGCGUUACUUCUCGGAGGGUGACCGCGUCUUGGUUGCUCAAGGUGUUUCAGGAUCCGUCCGCGACCGCGGUUCCAUUACCAAGUUUGUGCCCUACCUGAUGGCAGGUGUCCAGCACUCGCUCCAGGACAUUGGUGUGAAGAGCGUGAGGGAAUUCCAGGAGGGUGUGCGCAACGGCACGGUUCGGUUUGAGCUAAGAACCGCGAGUGCACAGGCUGAAGGUAACGUCCAUGGCCUUCACAGCUUCGACAAGAAGCUCUACUCUUAGACAUACCCCCCAUGCAUGCAUCUGGAGCGGCGUUUGGUGAGACUUGGUCUAUUUUUAUUGAUGCAGGUGAUUGAUGGCUUAUGGAUUUGGUAUGGCAGAAAAGCAAUGAUACCAUGUUUACUAUCUUCGCUCAGAUUCUCUCCAACUUCUCCAUGCCCCUCCGCUCUCUAUUCAAGAAACCCUGCAAUACCGCAGGAGCUUGCCGUUUACUACGGCAACCCACCUACUCUAGCUUAAACUCCGUCUUCCUCAAGAACUCUUCCAAGUUAGUCAGCUUACCUCUCGCCUGGGCCUUCGCCCACUCAACCUGCUCCUUCAUGUUCUCGCCAUAGUACCCAUAAUCCCUGAACAGCAGGUACAUUUCGAAAAGCUGCUCCCUGUACCCCUCCG
Molecule: messenger RNA, 2105 nt
Organism: Trematosphaeria pertusa
Lineage: Eukaryota; Fungi; Ascomycota; Dothideomycetes; Pleosporales; Trematosphaeriaceae
Product: inosine-5'-monophosphate dehydrogenase-like protein
Exons: 3
Coding region: 78-1715 (545 amino acids)
Biological process (GO): GTP biosynthetic process
Cellular component (GO): cytoplasm
Molecular function (GO): IMP dehydrogenase activity
Source: RefSeq, a predicted model, not a curated record